This is a messenger RNA of Beauveria bassiana ARSEF 2860, 1896 nucleotides long. Its product is annotated as flavin-containing monooxygenase. The coding region runs from base 1 to 1896 and encodes 631 amino acids. NCBI's taxonomy places the organism in Eukaryota, Fungi, Ascomycota, Sordariomycetes, Hypocreales, Cordycipitaceae. Gene Ontology annotation, molecular function: monooxygenase activity; flavin adenine dinucleotide binding. The record is from RefSeq and is a predicted model, not a curated record. The transcript has 2 exons.
AUGGCCACAGCUGCCCCCACCGUCCAUACUAUGCCGGGUACCACGAACCUACCGCUAGCCAGCUUUCCCUCGGCGGCGGCCACCAAGCACCUCGACCCUCUCAAGACGGCUGAGGCCUUUUGCUCCGCGUUCAACACGCACCUCGCCUCGGGCGACACGGAGUCGCUGGCCGGGCUAUUUCUGGAGAAUGGCUACUGGCGGGACCAUCUCGCGCUGACGUGGGAGUUUCGCACGGUACAGUCGCCCGGCAAAAUUGCGGGGUUCCUGGCGGACGCGGCCUCUUCGCGGGACGGCAUGCGACUGGAGUCUGUGGCGCUGGAUGCGACGACGGCGACGCGCAAGCCGGCGGUGGUCAAGGUGGAUGCGGAGGGCGCGUCGGACGUGGUGCAGUUCUUCAUCACGUUUGAGACAAAGGUGGGAUUCGGCGCGGGUACGGUGAGGCUGGCGGCGGAUGGGCAGGGGUGGAAGGUGUACACGCUCAGUACUAUCUUGCAGGGGCUCAAGGGGUUCGAGGAGCCGGUGUAUGGGAGGAGGCCGGCGGGGGUGACGCAUGGACAACAGCUGGGGAGGAAGAAUUGGAAGGAGAGAAGAGAGGCUGAGGAGAAUUACACGGAUGGGAGUGAGCCGCUGGUCCUGAUUGUCGGUGCCGGCCAAGCUGGUCUGACGGCUGCCGUCCGUCUCAAGAUGCUGGGCAUCAACGCCCUCAUUGUCGACCGCAACCAGCGUAUAGGCGACAACUGGCGCAGUCGGUACGAUCAGCUGGUUCUGCACGACCCUGUCUGGUACGAUCACAUGCCGUAUAUGCCGUUUCCGCCCAACUGGCCCAUCUUUACACCGAAAGAUAAGCUGGCUGGAUGGUUUGAGUCGUAUGCCCAGACCAUGGAGCUCAAUGUGUGGAUGACGACGGAGCUCUCGCGCACAGCAUGGGACGAGGCGACAAAGACAUGGACCGUGGAGCUGCAGCGCAAGAAACCAGAUGGGAGCAGCGAGACGCGGACGUUUCGACCAAAGCACAUCAUCCAGGCGACGGGCCACUCGGGGAAGAAGAACCUACCGGAGAUUAAGGGCAUGGAGAGCUUUCAGGGCCAUUUGCUCUGCCACUCGUCGGAGUUCCCGGGUGCAAGAAAAGACGGCACCGGCAAGGGGAAGAAGGCGAUUGUGGUGGGCUGCUGCAAUUCCGGACACGACAUUUCACACGACUAUUACGAGAGCGGCUACGACGUCACCAUGGUGCAGCGGUCCAGCACAAACGUAGUCUCGUCAAAGGCAAUCACCGACAUUGCGUUGAAGGGCCUCUUUGACGAAACAUCGCCGCCGGUCGACGAUGCGGACCUGAUCCUGCACGGGAUGCCCAACGCCCUUCUCAAAGCCGUGCAGGUGCAAGUCUGCGCACUUCAACGCGCUCACGACAAGCCCAUCCUCGACGGUCUGACCUCUGCGGGCUUCGAGCUCGAUAAUGGGCCUGACGGGUCCGGCCUAUUCUUCAAGUAUUUCCAGCGCGGCGGCGGAUAUUACAUUGACGUGGGCGCGUCGCAGCUCAUUGCGGACGGCAAGAUUCGCAUCAAGCAAGGGACCGAGGUUGCCGAGGUGCUGCCGCACGGGCUGCGGUUCGCGGACGGGUCGGAGUUGGAGGCGGAUGAGAUUGUGUUUGCGACGGGCUAUCAGAAUAUGCGGUCGCAGGCGAGGGACAUGUACGGGGAGGAGCUUGGUGAGAGAGUCAAGGAUGUGUGGGGGUUGAAUGACGAGGGCGAGUGGCGGACAAUGUGGGGGAAUAGCGGCCAUCCGGGAUUCUGGUUCCAUGGGGGCAAUAUGGCGCUGUGUAGGUAUUUUUCGAGGUUGUUGGCGCUGCAGAUUAAGGGGAUUGAGGCUGGGCUGUACAAGCAUGGCGAGAAAUGA